AAACAAACCACAUUCACCAACAAAAAAGAAGAUCAACAACAUGUGUAAUAUUUGUUACACGAACACAAAUCUACUCGUAAUUAUAUGUACCUAAUUAGAUUCCAACUUCCCACCACAAAGCAAAGCCUCAACACAUGGAAGUGUUACUCACAUAAGAAAUAGCAAGUGACAAUCUACUCUACAACUAACAUAACAGGGCCGUCAUGAAAUUCCCGUUUCUAUAGAUUUCCGGUACUGUUAACGGAAUCAAAGAAAACGAAUAUAUAUAAUUCCAAAACGAUUCAACCGAAUCAACUUUCCCAUUUCCUUUCUCCUUCUCUCUUUUUAGAUAUAUUUGUUUUUUAAUCUCAAACUAAAAAAACCCAAAUUUUCUCAACAAAGAAUUAGAAUUAGGAGGAUCGAAAAAGAAGAAGAAGAUUGGUAAAAAUGGGGAAGUACAUGCGGAAAUGUAAGGCAAGAAUAAGUAGUAAUGAUCAUCAUCAUCAAGUUUCAGAAGAACAAGUAGGUGUAAGGACGAGAGCUAGAACCUUAGCUGCCAUGGCUUCUGCUGCUACUGCAACUACUAGUACUACAACAACUACAGCAAGGAAAAGGAAAUUUGGUACUAAUACUAAUUCUAAUACAGAUUCUAGUCAUGAAUUACAGUCGUUUCUUCAACUCCGUAGUCGUAAGCUUUUCAUCACUAAUUUCUCCGAGAAACCAAAUACUACUACUACUCCAAUUACUAGUAAUAAUAAUUCAGACGGGGAUAAGAAUUCUGAUAAUUGUGGAGCGGCUCAUCACCGUUUACUUCCGUGUUCUUCAUCGGCGGUAGCGGAUAAUGUUUCUCAUCACCACUUUGACUCUCGGUGUUCAAGUAACGGAUCAAGCAUGCUUGCUAAUAAUAAUAAGAAUUUAAUGUCCUCAUCAUCGGUUGCUGUAGAUCUAAUAGAGGGUGGUGGUGAUGAAGGUUUUGAAUUGAUGGAUAAUUCAACGUAUUCUUCUGAUUGUAGAAAAAGAAGGGAGACGACUCCCUCCAGUAAUUUAAGAGGAACAGAAGAAUCAGGAGAUCUGGAAUCAACACAGAGGCGUCUGAUAACAUCCUCACCCCACCACCACCACCAACAAACAUCCUCAUCAAUGAAAGAGAGGAUGGCAUCGAUAGAAUCAGAAAUUGAUGAUUUCUUUUCAGCAGCUGAGAAAAAAGAACAACAGCGAUUCUCUGAAAGGUAUAAUUUCGAUUUCGUAAGAGAAUUACCCAUGGAAGGUCGUUAUGAAUGGGUUCGAUUAACAGAAUGAACCAACUAGAAUUGGAUCUUCAAUAAUAAGUAGUACUACUAGCAAAUUUAGUACUUAAAAGAGAAAUUAAAUUAUUAUUAUUAUAAUUUAAUAUUUUAACCUGAUGAAAAAAUUCUGCAAAUUCUAGGUAGUUUUUGUUUCCAUUUUAGGUUUUUGUACAAAUCUCUCUCGUAUCUAUUAUCUGAAGAAGAAGAAGAAGCUUAGCUUUAAUUUUUAUGUGUACGAUAUACAACCAGAUCAGAGAUUCAGAGAAGCUUCUGUAAAACAAAAAUCCAAAAAAAAAAAUAAAUGAAAAAUUUGAAACAUGGAUUUGUAGCCCUAGAUGUCGAGGGUUUUCUUCUAUCCAUGUCUAUCUUUUUCUCUGUCAAGUUCCUUUUCUAUUCUGGCUUACUAUUUGUUUGUUUGGGUUCUUCUUCUCUAGUGUGUGGUACAGUCUGUUUGUUUUGUUGUUACUUCUUUAGUCAGUUUCUUUUUUCCA
Papaver somniferum (opium poppy) is the source of this 1756-nucleotide messenger RNA. Its product is annotated as cyclin-dependent kinase inhibitor 1-like. Gene Ontology annotation, cellular component: nucleus. NCBI's taxonomy places the organism in Eukaryota, Viridiplantae, Streptophyta, Magnoliopsida, Ranunculales, Papaveraceae. The coding region runs from base 427 to 1278 and encodes 283 amino acids. Gene Ontology annotation, biological process: negative regulation of cyclin-dependent protein serine/threonine kinase activity. Gene Ontology annotation, molecular function: cyclin-dependent protein serine/threonine kinase inhibitor activity. The transcript is spliced from 4 exons. The record is from RefSeq and is a predicted model, not a curated record.